CAUGCGACCGCUAUUUCCAAGAAAAGGUAGCAGAGAGAGAAAAAAAGCAAAGAAAUUCAAAGCGGAAGUACCAGACGAAGUGGGGCAGGAAAAGCGCUUUUUUUGUUUGGAGAACUUGGAAAAGUAUCUGAGCUGCGUGAUGUGAACGGGGGAAACUUUCGCUCCGAUCGAGUUAGGGAAGUUUUGAAGAGCCGGCCCCGGCGCUGCUACUGCGGGAACAAUGGGACUCCCAGCGCUGGAGUUCAGCGACUCCUUUCUGGACAGCCCGGACUUCAGGGAGCGCCUCAAGUACCAUGAGAUAGAACUGGAGCGGACCAACAAAUUCAUCAAGGAGCUCAUCAAGGAUGGAAAUAUGCUGAUCACUGCGCUCAAGAGUUUUUCUGCUGCUGUCCAGAAGUUCUCCCUGUCCUUGCAGGAGUUCCAGUUUGAGUGCAUAGGCGACGCGGAAACAGACGAUGAGGUCAACAUUGCCCAGUCUUUCAAAGAGUUUUCCCAGCUGCUGAACACUGUUGAAGAGGAAAGAAGGCGCUUGAUUCAGAAUGCAGAUGAUGUCUUGAUUACUCCCCUGGAAAAAUUUCGGAAGGAGCAAAUUGGAGCGGCGAAGGAGGUAAAGAAGAAAUUCGAUAAGGAGACGGAGAAAUACUACUCCACGCUUGAGAGACAUCUCAACCUGUCAUCUAAAAAGAAAGAGGCAUAUCUGCAGGAGGCCGACAUGCAGAUUGACAAGGAGAGACAGCUCUUUUAUGAUGCAUCCCUUGAGUAUGUCUUCAAAAUUCAGGAAGUGCAAGAAAAGAAGAAGUUCGAGUUUGUUGAGCCGCUCUUGGCCUUUCUGCAGGGUUUGUUUACAUUCUACCAUGAAGGAUAUGAGCUGGCUCAUGAAUUCGAGCCAUACAAACAGCAGCUCCAGUUCAACCUACAAAACACACGAAACAACUUUGUGAGCACCAAGCAGGAAGUGGAGAAGCUGAUGAACAGGAUAAGGUCUGCAGAUCAGGACUACAAACCCCCCGGCCAGUGGACCAUGGAAGGCUUCCUGUAUGUCCAGGAGAAGCGUCCUCUAGGAUGCACAUGGACGCGUCACUACUGCACGUACGACAAAGGAAGCAAGACCUUUACCAUGAGCAACACAGAAAACAAGUCAGCUGGGAAACAGAAUGGCCUUGUCCUGAAUCAGCCAGAGACUUUCAAGCUCAAGUCCUGCAUUCGGAGGAAAACCGACUCCAUCGACAAGCGUUUCUGCUUCGAUAUCGAGGUGGUGGAGAGACAUGACCUCUGUCGUGGAACUCUUUUCAGGCCGCUUCAUUUUUUCUGUAAAGUCCGGCAUGGCGUUAUGACACUGCAGGCACUGUCAGAGUCCAACAGAAGACUGUGGCUGGAGGCCAUGGAUGGCAAGGAGCCGAUUUACAACCUCCCAGCCAUACUAAGCAAAAAAGAGGAAACGUAUCUUAACGAGGCAGGUUUUAACUUCGUGAGGAAAUGUAUUGACCUGGUCGAGACGAGAGGCAUAAAUACAAUGGGUCUGUAUAGAAUCGGAGGAGUAAACUCCAAAGUGCAGAGACUGAUGACCACAGUCUUUUCGUCCAAGGCACCUGUGGAUAUGGAGCUGGAUCCUGAGAUGUGGGACAACAAAACCAUCACCAGCGGUUUGAAGAAUUACCUCAGGUGUCUCUCUGAGCCUCUCAUGACUUUCAAGCUGCACAAAGACUUCAUCCUGGCUGUCAAGUCUGAUGACCAAAACUACAGAGUAUGCGCUGUCCAUGCUUUGGUGCACAAACUACCCGAGAAGAACAAGGAAAUGCUGGAGUUACUAAUAAAACACCUUGUCGUAGUUUCUGCACAAAACCAGUUCAACUUGAUGACGGUUUCCAACCUGGGCGUCAUCUUCGGCCCAACGCUGAUGCGGUCGCAGGAGGAGACGGUGGCUGCGAUGAUGAACAUAAAGUUUCAGAACAUCGUGGUGGAGAUACUCAUCGAGAACUUCAACAAGAUCUUUCACCAGCCUCCAGAUCCCAACGUGCCUCUGCCGCAACCGCAGAGCAGGACCGGCUCCCGCAGGACCAGGGCCAUCUGCCUGUCCAAGGGGCCCCGCAAGCCCCGCAGUCUUUAUACCCCAACGCUGUGCCUGGCAGAUGCAGAAAGUCCCUGCAUAGGUGACACCUUGAGCAGCAGUCCGAGCAGCACCCCCAUGGGGAGCCUGGAGUCUCUUUCCUCCCACUCCUCGGAGCAGAACACCUCCUCCAAGACUGCUUCCUCGGGACCGGGGGCGAGCCAUAGCAUGGCCGACCUCCUCCGCCGAACCCCAUCGCUGCUCUCCAACGGCCCCAGGAGCGGCGCGUGUGUCAGCAGCCCCGAGUCCAGCUCCAGGGAGGAGGGAGGUCGAACGGAUGGAGAUUCAGAGGACACUUUCAGCCUGUCCUCUGUCAGCACCGCGCCUCGGCUGUCUCCCGCACCCAAAAAAGCCCCCCACUGCCGCAUUGACCUCAAGCCAGCACUGCUGAACCGCACCUUUUCCCCCUCCCUGAAAUCACUGCAAGGAUCUGACGGCCAGCGGAGCUGCCUGGGAUCCGUCCACAGCUUAUCAACACUGGAGACCAGAGAGAGUCUGAAGCCGGGUGAUCACCCGACCCUUCCACCGAAGCAAGUGAUCCGCCGCAGGAUGGACGCGUCGGUGAACAACGGCUACCAGAGGCCUGGCUCCGUGGUUGCUGCCAGAGCGCUGCUUUUUGAAAACCCCUCUUCUUCCCAGUCCGCCCCGAUAGGAAGAGAUGCCAAGGCUAUGUAUUCCUGUGAGGCAGAGCACAGCAACGAGCUCAGCUUCCCCCAGGGGGCGCACUUCUCAAAUGUCUACCCCUCGGUGGAACCGGGCUGGCUGCAGGCAACGUACGAGGGGAAAAAAGGUUUAAUCCCAGAGAAUUAUGUUGUUUACCUGUAAAAGAGGCUAAUCCUGCCAUCUUUUUUGUGGUAUCCAUUAAAAAAAAAACUCUGUGCUUAUUGCUCUUAACUGUCGAGAUGUUCCCGACAAGCAGUUACUGGUCAGAGAUUUACACACACUCAUCAUUGGCAUGAAUUUUUUUUUAUUACUUCUGGAUUUGUAGGGAAAUUUCUGUCAUUCUUUUUCCAGGGUGGAAUGGUUUAGCAAUAUGGGGAGGACGCGGGUGAAUUUGGACAAGUUAAUUUUGGACGGAAUAAGUAAAAAGACAUUUUGCCCAUGCCUUAGAUAGUCUAAGCCUUACAGUAUAUAAAGCAAAGCUAUGGGUGCCAAAUCACUGUUUUGUACUAGUAAAAUAGUCAAAGUACUUGUAGAAAUGCCUUUUUUACUAAAAUUGUCUCUAAACUACCUUAAGUUCCAAUAGACCUGAAUUCGCCCUACUACUUUAAUUAAUUUGAAAGCAAGACCUUGGUCCUCAAAUGUGAAUUUAUUGUGGAUUUUCUUUGAUCAAAACAGUCAAAACUAUGCAUAUAGUCCACUCAUUCUCAAUAGUUCAGGCAGUGCCAUGUAACUUUUAGCCACUAGGGGCGCGAGGGGUGCUGGUGCCUAUCUCCAGCUGUCAAUGGGUGCACCCUGGGCAGGUCGCCAGUCUAUCGCAGGGCCAGGGUGUCCCAGAAACUUAACAUUAACCUCAAAAUCGGUUUUAAUUAGUUAAUUAAUGCCAAAGUUCCAACCAUCUCACCAAAUGGUGAUCUACACCCAACAUCUACACCAUAGAUGUAGGGAAAGUAGUUUAAAUAUUGAAGAACCACCCAGGCUCAAUCCUGUCACAAACUGGAAGCUUUUGGAACACCAGUGUCAGCAUCCAUAGUGGAUCAAGUUUAGCAUCAAUAUGUAGAUAGAUUAUAGACAAGAGAAGAUGUCGCAACUCCAAAAUCAGCCCCUUAACACGUGACUGAUGCGUUCAGCUGCUCACGUGGUGAAGCCGAAUGAGUUCUGGAGAAAAGUUUCAUGGCCAGACGAGACAUGUGGAAAUGUUUGGAGUCAGUGGGAGGCUUUUAAAUCUAGGACUGGAUUUCUGCAAGGUCUUAAAAAGUCAUGAAAACGUCUUGAAUGUACUCGUCUUAAUUUAAGACCUCAAAAUGUCUUAAAUUUGUCCAGAUGUUAUUACUAGGUCUCAAAUUGUAUUUGAGUUAGACUUUUUUCCAUUAUGACUUGUGAUGAAGGCAUUUGCUUGUGCUCUAAUUUGUAGCUUUAUGUUGAGGAUUUCAGAUGUUAGUAGAUUGACAAAACUACAAUCCCCAUGGGUCAGGGUAGCAAUAAGCCCUGUUGAAAUGAAUUUUUCACAAGUCCACCUGCUUUCCCCACAAAACCAUUAAAGAACUGUUCACCUGAGCAAGCUUUACUGUCAGUUUAGACAAAUAAAAUCAAAACAUUUCUCUCUUUUUCACUACCGGCUCCUUCGCCACAGAAAAGUGUACAUUUGGUUUGAAAAAAAGGACAUUUAACGGCUGGAUAGUACCUAUUGUAAAUACGUUUUAAAGCGUUUUAAAGCCUUAUGAGGAAGUCAAAAGAAUUUAGAUCGCCUAGAUGUAAAAGCACUAAAGUCAAAUGCAUAAAAAAAUAUGCAAUUUAUGAUGACAAAGUUAUAUUUAACUGACUUAGUAUAUUAACAAGUUUAAUUAAAUGUAAGUUAAGUUCUUAAAUUUAAGUGUAAGAACACUUAAAUGUAAGUUCCAGUUCUUUUGCAUCACCUUAAGUCAACAGCAGGACAGGAAUAAAUUUAACAAGGCAAGGAUUCGGACACAUAAGAACUGGGUUCAGAUGACAAACGUUAGGCCUUUGGGACGCCCUUCCCAAAGCCCAAACCUCUGUACCAGAAAAACAAACUCAAGUCUGCAAAACUGAGUCAAGAAGAGCAGUAAAAUACUCAGCAGAUUGCAGAGAAAGCCAAAUGCCUUGUGAAGCCAUUAACAAGCUUCUGGACUGUCUCUGGUUAAGAGGCUUUUAUCCAAACAUGCUUGUUGGUGCACAUGUAUAUUUGAGCCUGAACUAAAUGUAUGAUUCUGAUCCCGUGUAGAUUAGAGAAACAUCCACAACAGAUUCAAACCUGUGUUCCCAAGGAUUUAUCUUGUCUUCCUGGAAAAAAAAUGUCUUAUAUGCAACAUCUAUAUCUCUAAUUUAAUCAUUCUUUGUUCUAAUUCUAAGGUUUUAUUCAUUUAUUUUAUUAGUUCUUUAUGUUCAGCACUUUAUUCUGUGCCUGCUGUUUUUAAAGGGCCUUUUGAAUAAAGUUUGCCUGGUUUGGAUUAAAAACACAAUUAUUUAGAUGUUCAUGCAGAUGAGGAGUAAGACUAAAUCUUUGAUUAAAGCUGUAACUGUCGUUUUUACAUUGUUUGGAUUUUUAGCAGGUAUGACUGUUAAAGCUUUUGCAAACUAAUGACCAAUUAUAUACCUCUCUAUCUGACAUUUUCAUGUAUUCAGUGGAUCCACAGGGAAAUGAGGAGAAGCAGGCUUAGCAUUACAAUCCAACACAAAUAUAAUAAAUGACGGCACUCAUCUCUAGCAUUAGCCUUCAUGAUCACAGUACAAUCAGUUUUCUUUGGAGUUAUUUUAUUCUCAUAAAUAUUUCCCCUCUGAACUUUCCAUUUCACGAAUCAGUCGCCUCAGAAACAUUUUUCAUGAACUCCACCUGAUCAAGCUGUGAUGUCAAAUAAGAAAAUUGUCUUUUCUGUUAGAAUAUAUAUAAGAAAAAGCUAUCAUAGUCAUAGUUUGCACAUGAAUAUCUCUGGACUCUGAUUACUGUUCAUCCACUGAAACUGUUGCUGGCUGCUGUGCGCUGUCUCGUCAGUUAAACGCUACUGUACACGUUUUUUUCUUUUAAAUUCUAUUAAAUAAUUAAUUUGUGUAACUGUUUGUUGCAGAAUAUUGGCACAUCAAAUAUAUUUUGUAUGUAAAAGUUUUUUUUAAUUAUUAUUAUUAUUAUGAAAGAUAGAGCCUUUUGCCUCAAUGUAUAUUGUGUGGUCAGUGGUACACUGGUGUACAAGUAAUGACGACUAGACAAGUAUAAUAUUAUAAUGUGUUAAAGAAGACAUUUAAUACUUAUUUACUCUUCUCCACAACGUCCCCACACUAGAAAUCAAAAAUUGUCUAUAUAGGUAAAUUUAGCAAUACAGUUUCAGAUAAAGAUACAACAAAAACAAAGAAAAACACAAUCAUUUUUUUUUUGCUCUUCACUUAUUACAAACUGAAAAGAAAACUCCCAAGUUAAACUUUCUCCGGUUUCCCAAAAUGUAUUUGGGAGUAGAUUUGACAUCUAGCUCCUGCCAGGAUCAGGAUGUUCUUUUCCAUUUACAUUUCGAAGAAUGCGAGUUGGCCUUGAACACUGGCGCUGGACUACUACUCCCCUACAGUAAAUGAAUUUGCCGGGGCAUGUCACGGAAAUUAUACUCAUAUCCUGAAUAUGUCAAACUUGGCACCCUUUUCCAUACAGAUAUCGGGAUAUCUUGCAAACAUUUAAUUCAUCCUAAAGAAACAGAUCAGCAAA
Messenger RNA from Fundulus heteroclitus (mummichog), 6473 nucleotides. It is a transcript of the gene arhgap42b, whose product is annotated as rho GTPase-activating protein 42. Gene Ontology annotation, cellular component: cytoplasm. The coding region runs from base 221 to 2932 and encodes 903 amino acids. Gene Ontology annotation, molecular function: protein binding; GTPase activator activity. The record is from RefSeq and is a predicted model, not a curated record. The transcript is spliced from 25 exons. Lineage: Eukaryota; Metazoa; Chordata; Actinopteri; Cyprinodontiformes; Fundulidae. Gene Ontology annotation, biological process: signal transduction.